Orbilia oligospora ATCC 24927 is the source of this 555-nucleotide messenger RNA. RefSeq lists its product as uncharacterized. The transcript is spliced from 4 exons. Gene Ontology annotation, cellular component: TIM22 mitochondrial import inner membrane insertion complex. Gene Ontology annotation, biological process: protein insertion into mitochondrial inner membrane. Bases 1 to 555 code for a protein of 184 amino acids. Gene Ontology annotation, molecular function: transmembrane protein transporter activity. The record is from RefSeq and is a predicted model, not a curated record. Lineage: Eukaryota; Fungi; Ascomycota; Orbiliomycetes; Orbiliales; Orbiliaceae.
AUGGCUUUCCCAGGCGGUGGUAUGCCGGGUAUGGGUCCCUUUGGACGACCUACUGGUGGUGGAGGCGGUGGAGCUGCAACUCCAGACUUUAACAACUUGAGUCCCGAGCAACAGCAGGCGGUUAUGGUUAAGCAGAUGCAAGCAGCGAUGGAAUCGUGUCCUGUAAAAACCGUGAUAUCGGGUGGUAUGGGUUUCGCUCUUGGUGGAGUGUUUGGACUCUUCAUGGCUUCGAUGUCCUAUGAUACAAUGUACGCGACAAAUACCAAACUCUCCGACCUCCCCUGGCGACAACAAGUAAGGGCUGGGUUUAAAGACAUGGGAUCUCGCUCCUGGAGUUCAGCGAAGGGUUUCGGAAUGGUCGGGGCCUUAUUCGCGGGUACGGAAUGUGUGAUUGAAAGUUAUAGAGCGAAGAACGAUUUGGUCAAUCCGAUUCUGGCUGGUUGUGCUACCGGCGGUAUUUUGGGAGCUAGUGGGGGCCCGACGGCUAGCGCUUUUGGAUGUGCGGGUUUUGCUGCUUUCAGUACUGCUAUUGAGUAUUAUUUACGACAUGGUUAG